Molecule: messenger RNA, 1410 nt
Organism: Thecamonas trahens ATCC 50062
Lineage: Eukaryota; Apusomonadida; Apusomonadidae
Exons: 2
Coding region: 1-1410 (469 amino acids)
Source: RefSeq, a predicted model, not a curated record
AUGCCCACCGGCACAACACCAUGCGUCACCUCGCCAAACCCAACGGCAUCUGCUGCGGCAUAUACGGCAUACCUCCCUGCGGCCGACUUUAUGGUGGCGUCGCGGGCGUAUGUGCUCUGCUGCCAUGCGAGCAUGAGUGGACCGACGCCGUCAUCGCCACACGCCUUUGCCCAGGCUGUGCUCGAGACGCGGGAGACACCACAUGCUGCGCUCGGUGAGUGCUCGAGGGUUGUAUCGGCGCGUGUUCUCACCAUCUUUGACGAUCUGAGCCUCGAGUGCAUGGAUGCCACUUUCUCGGCCCUCUCGUGCGUGGAGAUCUGCCUCGAGGCCAUGCCUGGCGAGGCGCUCCGGGCCCGCGGCCUGCUCUACCGACACACGCUGCUGAUCGACGCACUCGUUGCCGAGUUUAACGCGAUAUACGCCACCCCUGCGCGCGGAUCUGCUGACGCCAUGUUCCUCGACGCGCACAAUCCCCCGUACCUGGUCUCCAUCGCCACCGAGCUGCUCGACACGCACGGUGAGGCCAUGCACUCGCCGCACUGGGAAUGGCUGUGGACGCCCGAGUUUGUUCUCGCCAAGCGCGAGCUCGUCGGCAAGUGGUCACAGUUCUACGUCGGUGGCUUUGCCAACUACUCGGACGAGCUGUGGGCGUCGCGGGUGACCGGCAACCUCACCAAUCGGCUCUCGGAGCUGCAGUUCAUCCGGCCCAACUCGGCGCUCAUCUACAUGACCGCCGACGAGUGGGCCAAGCACCACGGGUACAUGGAAGAGCACUUUAUCCGACAGAUUCUACAGAUUCGCGCCAUUCAUCUCAUGCUCUACCUGCUCAAUGCCGAGCUGUCGACGGUCCAGCGGCUGCUGACCUCGAUCGACGUCGGCGACAUCUCUUCGGUCCAGCGCGAAAUCGACCGCGUCCGCAACUUUGACGACGUCAUGUCCUCGCUCACCGCCCAGUUCUACGAGAAGCGACUCAUCAACCGCCGACAGCACUCGCGCAAAGUUCUCAACACCAUGAUACGCCUCCUCGAUCUCGACAAUGCCCAGGCCUUUACCGCUGCACAGAUGGACCGCGUCAAAGCCCGGGUCCGCGAAGCCAACGACAUUGCCAUCCAGGUCCAGCAGGCUCGCCAAAAGGAGUCGCUCAAUCUCAUCAACUACAUUCUCGGCUCCGAGGUCCUCGUCUCGCUCGGCACCGCGCUGCUCGAGUACUUUGGCGGCCUCACUUCGGUUCUUGGUGUGUGGGUCGACGGCGAACCGUCGUUUAGCGAGCGCCUGCUCGCUCUCUUCGCUUUUGGCGCCAUCCUUGGUGCUGCUGCCUAUCUCGGCUCACGCCUCUAUGCCGCCUACCACACCCACACGGUGCGGGUGCUCGUUCCAUCGGCCGCUGGCGUGCUCUUGCCCGCCGCAUAG